UGGAACAAACCCAUAUUUGCCUCAGAUGUUGUGACAGAACGGAAAUCAGCUUUCCUCGCGCAUGCGGCCCAAGUGGACUCCUCAGCAGAUAUCCAAGCGCUGGUUGAUCACCUGCGCACCAGCACCACCAGUCGCCGUCUCAAGAAAGCGACGCAUUGCAUGUGGGCAUGGCGGACGGAUACCGACGCCGGCCAGAACGAUGGCGGAGAGAGCGGGGCUGGAGAGCGACUUGCCCGAUUGCUGGAGUUGAGCAACUGUCGGAAUGCCGCUGUCGUCGUCUGGAGAUGGUACGGUGGAGUGCCAUUGGGCUCCGCGCGCUGGAAGUGCAUCAGCGGGACAGCCAAGGAGGCGCUCAGAAGAGGGGGCUUCAUGAGAUAG
Molecule: messenger RNA, 378 nt
Organism: Punctularia strigosozonata HHB-11173 SS5
Lineage: Eukaryota; Fungi; Basidiomycota; Agaricomycetes; Corticiales; Punctulariaceae
Product: ribosomal protein S5 domain 2-like protein
Exons: 1
Biological process (GO): regulation of translational initiation
Cellular component (GO): cytoplasm
Source: RefSeq, a predicted model, not a curated record